Paramecium sonneborni is the source of this 1954-nucleotide messenger RNA. Lineage: Eukaryota; Ciliophora; Oligohymenophorea; Peniculida; Parameciidae. The record is from the annotation of a GenBank genome assembly.
AUGUCUAAGAAAUCAAAUUUGGGUAAAGCUCUUUAAAGAUAGCAAUAAAGGAAGAUGAAUGAAGGAGCAGCAAAAGUGCAGAAUUAAGGAUAAUUCUUUCAUGAUGGAAAGGUAGUAAAGGAGGAAUAUCAAAUAUAAUAAGAGAACCUAUAAUCAAUAAUUGAUUAGAAUCCAUUAAAUGAAUAUUUAUAGAUGGCAGAGAUGGCAAAUAUAAAAUAUUAAGCAGAGAAGAAAUCAGAUAUAGUAGUAAAUGAAUAAUAGAAAUAAGUAAUAUAGUGAAUAAUUUUGUAGUUGGUGAUAAAUGUAAAUGCAAUAAGAAAGGGGUAGUUGGGAAAUUCAUAAGUAUAUGAUUAUUAAAAGAACUAAUUAAUGGUUGAUUUAUAAAUACCAAGAAGACCUAGAUGGGAUGAGAAGACAACAGUAGAAUAAUUGAGAUUGAUGGAGAAUGAGAAUUUUUUAAAAUGGAGAAAGGAGUUAGCAAAGUUUGAAGAGGAACAUUAUUAAAUAUAAUUGACUCCUUAUGAAAAGAAUAUAGAGGUUUGGAAGUAAUUAUGGAGAGUAGUUGAGAAGGCAGAUAUUUUAGUAUAAGUAGUAGAUGGUAGAGAUAUCUUAUUUUAUCAUUGCAAUGAUUUAACAAAGUAUGUUCAUGAAGAACAGAAUAGAGUUUAUAGGAAGAAUUAAACAAAGAUAAAUUUUUUACUGAUAAAUAAAAGUGAUUUAAUAUCUGAUAAGAUUAGAGAUGAAUGGUCAAGUUUUUUGAAUACUUAGAAUUUGAAUCAUAUGUUCUUUAGUGCAAAGUUAGAAUAAGAGAAGAUUGAUAGGGAAGAGUAAGUGUAAUAAUAAGAUGCUAUAAAUAUUAUAAUAUAAUAAGAAGAACCAUAAGUAGAAGAGAAUGUAGAAGCAUAUAUAAAUACAUCAAGAAUAGCAGAUAGGAAGAUAUUAUUAUCGGAGUUGAAAUUAUUAGUUUAAAAGAUUAGAAAAUAGAGAUAAGAGAAUGUAGAGACAACUAAAUAAUUGGAAUAGGAUGAUCAUGAUAUAUAACAUGAUGAAAAUACAGUUAUUAUUGGAAUGGUUGGAUAUCCUAAUGUAGGUAAGAGUUCAGUUAUUAAUGCGAUUUGUAAUAAGAAAUUAGUUGGAGUUGCAGCAAGACCUGGUAAAACUAAGCAUUUUUAAACUAUACCAUUAGAGAAAUAUUUAUUAGUAAAUAAAUUGUUUAUAAUUUUUAGUUAUGUGAUUGUCCAGGUUUAAUAUUUCCAAAUGCAUCAUCAUCAAGAGCAGAAAUGGUUUGUAAUGGAGUUUUACCAAUAGAUAAUAUUAAAGAUUAUUUAAGUCCAAUGGAUUUAUUAGCAGAGAGAAUCCCUAAAGUUGUAUUUGAAAAACUCUAUGGUAUCAAUUUAUAAGAAUUUAAAAAUAUUGAUGCUUCUACUGUACUCUCUACUUACAGUUAGAAAAGAGGAUUCAUGACAGGUAGGGGAUUACCAGAUGAAGCAAAAGCAUCUAAAUUAAUGUUAAAAGAUUUUGUUAAUGGUAAAUUACUUUAUGUAAAAUUACCUCCUAAUUAUUAAGGAGAGCCUUUAUGGUAAUCAAAUCCUUUGUAAGAUUUGGAAAAUCUACUUAUUUAAUAAUAAAAUUAGCAUUAAUAAAAUGAUGAUGCUAAAAUUGAUAAUUAGUUUGAAAAUUAAUUAAUACAAGAAAAGAAAAUUACGAAUGAAGAAAUAUUAGAAAUUUUCACAUAGGAAAAUUUAGCUUAAUUAAUGGAAGGUAAAAAGGUUCAUGGAAUUAAGUUAACAAAGGAAUAGAGAAGAGAAAUUAAACAUAAUUUUCAAAGAGGUAUUAAUUAUAAAUGACAUUUUUAGGUGAUCCAAUAGACAUUAAAAAAUAUCUUAAUUUAUAACAAAACUAAAAGGAAACUCUAUAUAAAACAUAUAUAUAAGGUAAAAGAGGAUAAAUAUGA